Molecule: messenger RNA, 2892 nt
Organism: Mesorhabditis spiculigera
Lineage: Eukaryota; Metazoa; Nematoda; Chromadorea; Rhabditida; Rhabditidae
Source: the annotation of a GenBank genome assembly
AUGGCGCCGGCAACGAUAGAAUAUCGUCGAGUCCGGAAACGCAUCCAGCGCACCAUGGGCUAUGGUUGUCGUCCGACCAAAACACUUUCACUACCACUGACAGAAUUUGCGGUGGACUACUUUGACAAAAGCUCGCCCUUCGCCUAUUUGAAGCCUGAAACUUCAGCUUCUAUUUCGAGGUAUGGCUAUGCUGACCCGUGCACUCUAAUUGUGGCCAUGGUCUACCUUGACCGACUGAGACUACGAGAAAAGGAGUUUUUCGAAUCGUCGAACCCGGCUGAUCUCUACCUUCCCGCGCUGAUUCUUGCCUCGAAGUUUCUCUACGACUCCGAUAUGGAGGAGAGGGCGGCAAACAGUGAUUGGGCGGCGUGUGUCGAGAUGGAUCCGGAGACGUUGAACGAGUUGGAAUGGGAUAUGGCGCAAAAAUUGGACUGGCAAUGCAUGGUGAAAGGGCCAGAAUUCGAAAAGAUGCUUGUCAAUCUCGAGCGAUACGUGGCGGCAAAUUUGUUGAAGAAACAUGGCUUUUGCUCCUACAACGAAUUGCGAUUGCUAAGCGACGGGAUUGAGAGCGCGUCUUAUUGGACUACGCUAUACAACCUCUUCUCCUUGCUGGGAACGGCUUCGUUCGCCUACGUUGUCACCAUCGCGUCACUCUUCACGGCUCCCCUUGUCUACCAGCCAGCUUCGGCGCCGUGCAACGUCAACUGUUCUACAUCAGUGAUCGACUCUCCGAUGGGAACGCUACCGGCUGCAUUCGACCACCCAUACUGGAAUGCACCGGAUAUAGAAGCCGAUGAAGACACGACAGACUUCUCCGAGGUGGCUUCCGUUCCACCAGCUAUUGGCCUUUUCGAGAACGAGAAGCACGAGCCGGCCGAACCUUUGCCUGGUUUCGGAUUUGCGGGCCUCAACCCUACCAUCCGGCUCCGCGAUACAAUUGGGACGCUCUUCUCAUUCAGGGGAGAUCCAUUCGAUUUGCGUCAAUUUCUGCUCAAGGACGACGUCUUUAUCGCCCCUGAAGAAGCAUGUAUGAAGCGCAGCUUCAAUUUGUCUUUAUUUGAUCUCGUUUCGCUAUCGACCAACCGCUUGCAGCCGGAGAUCCACUAUACCAUUGGCACGUUUAUUCAGACUCCGCAUGCGGUUGAAUCAGCUGGAGGCAAGGUCACAUCCUUCGCAUACCCGGAUUCGAUGAGAGUUUGCGUGGUUGGUGCUGGCGCUUCAGGGCUGCCAGCCCUCAAGUCGUGUCUGGAGAAUGGAUUAGAUGCGAUUUGCUAUGAGAAGACAAGCGAUCUCGGCGGGUUAUGGAACUAUCGACCUAAUGUUGCUGGAAUCGAAGGCACUGUCAUGGCAACGACAGUCGUCAAUACAUCAAAAGAAAUGAUGGCAUAUUCAGACUAUCCACCUCCCGCCGAAUGGGCCAAUUUCAUGCAUCAUUCUAAAGUCAACGAAUACCUUCAUCAAUAUGCCGACAAAUUUUUGUUGAAGCCUCAUAUCAAUUUUAACGUUUCAGUAACCAAGAUUAUUCCCGGGGGCCAAGGCUUCACCGUUGAUUUGUCGAAUGGGACAACAGAAUAUUUCGACAAGGUGAUGCUAUGCACCGGUCACCAUGCUAAGCCGUUGUCGCCAGAGCUUAAUGGUUUGGCGGAUUUUAAAGGACGCACGCUACAUGCUCAGCAUUUCCGAGACACCAAGGGUUUCGAGAAUCGCAAUGUGUUUCUCGUCGGAAUUGGUAAUUCAGCCCUCGAUAUUGCGGUUGACCUCGCGAAAGUUGCAAAAUCUGUAACAAUCUCCACCCGACGUGGCACAUGGGUCUUUAAUCGUGUUUCUCGUGGCGGUAUGCCGUAUGAUACCAUUUUCAUGAGCAGAUAUUAUCGCUGGGUGAUGAACACUAUCCCAUGGACUGUUGCUAAUGACUUUAUGGAACAUGUCUGCAACCAGCGAAUGGACCACGAUAUUUAUGGUCUCAGACCGGCCCACCGUUUCUUCCAGCAACAUCCAACAGUCAAUGAUGCUUUGGCGAACCUUAUUGCUGCUGGUUUCAUCACAAUUGCUGAUGACGUCGAACGGAUUGGAGAACAUUCGGUUAUGGUAAAGGGCGGCCGUGAAUUCCCAUGUGAUGACCUGAUAUUCUGUACUGGCUACGAAUUUGGUUUUGACUAUUUGGAGGGCGAUUUAGUGCGAGUGGAGAAUAGAAGAGUCACGCUCUAUAAGUAUGUAUUCCCAGUGGAAAACGAUUCCCUAGCCGUGAUUGGACUGAUCCAGCCCCUUGGCAGUAUUAUGCCAAUUUCCGAGAUGCAGGCAAGAUGGGCGGUCGGCGUUUUCACGGGGAAGUUACAACUACCCCCUCGUGAUGAGAUUUUGAUGGAUAUUGAAAAGAAGGCUAAAGAAAUUCAGAGGCGGUAUUUUGAUAGCAGCAAACAUACAAUUCAAGUUGAUUACGAUCGAUAUAUGGAUGAGCUGGCGGUGCUUGUCGGAUGUAUGCCGCCUUUGAAAGAGCUUUUGUUUUCGAAUCCUCGGUUGGCUAUGCGGUUCUUCAUGGGUCCUAACGCUCCUUACCAGUACCGAAUCCGUGGCCCGAAUGCUUGGGAUGGGGCUCUUGAGGCUUUCCUGACCGUUGGAGAACGUGUGAAGAAGCCAUUAAAGAAUCGCGAAUGCCGAACGAGAAGGCAUAAGAAGCGUGGAAACACUGAUGAAUGGUUCCGUUAUGCCUCACUAAAAUGGUGUGCAAACUGGACGAUAGUUGGAGUUGUAUUCGGAGGACUAUGGCUUUGCGCGUGGCCGAUCGGCGGCUUCUCGGCCCUUGCCUACAUAAUAUCGAUAGCAAUCCUCUCAGCUCUGCUCAUUUUCACCCACCUAUGGUUUGAUCUGCAGUACGAUAUGAGCACGUGUUUA